CCUGAAAAAUCUUUCGAUGAAAUAUUAGCAGAGCUUAGGAAACAACAAGCGAUACACCAUGCUGCAACACUCACCGAGCCCAAGUCUCCACUGCGCGGCCAACUUAAGAAAGUUCCGCCCCCUGUACCUCCCAAAUCGUGGAAAACAACCGCAAACCUCAACCUCUCAAUGGAGUAUCAAGAAAACAGUGUGUCAGUCAAUGAAACGGAAUAUGUAGAACAUGCCCGAUCAUUGCCUUUGCCUUCUGAGGAAAACGAUGUUCCAUCUAGUGCAACUAUUCCCACCAAAAGCACUCCUCCUGAAAAUAGUUCCCUCACUAAGGAAAGCUCAGGUGAUGGAAGCAUGAAUGAGAACUUGCAGCUGCCUGUGAAAUCAUUUUUUGACCAAGAACACGAAGUGACAGUGUUGCAAGCACAAAGUAACGAUGCGCUUUCUUCAUCGCCUACCGCUUGGAGUUACUCAACCUUUCUGCGUGGCUGCAGUGAGGACUUUGUGGACAGUUCCCCUAGACGGCGCCACAACCUCCGUCUCUUGGCUGAUGUGUCAGUCAGCAGUGAUGCAUUGCCAGCAGUAACAGAGGCCAGAAAUCUUCAUGUGUCAGGGGACGUUAGGCAGGAGCAAAGCCCAGGUCUCACAAGUAACUCAACUACUCUGAGGCCUGUCGACAAGCCACUGCCAGUUGGACAUGUCUCAUCUCCUGAUCAGCAAGAGUAUUUUCUUUACAAACCCAGCACUGAGUCCAAGAGUAUGCCACAAAUGAAGUUGUUCAGCUUGAAUUAUAAGAAGAAAUUGGAGGUUGAAGAUUCAUGCAGAGAGAUAGUUGCUGCAGCCUGUGAGCGGUACGAACCAGUCACCAACUUGGGCCACAAUAAUGAAGAUAUAAGCGUUUCCGUACUGUCGGCCGAGCAAAGCCAAGAGGUGCAGGUUGAUGACAAUCCAGCUUCUAGUGCCAGUGAAGUUUUGCGAGAGUCAGAAGAACCCAGUAGAAACAAGGAAAGACGCUUCAGUCUCAAGCUGAGUUCAAUGAGGAAAAAGAAGGUCGACAAGCCGACAAAAAAGCCUGACUCCUUUGAGCAGCCAAGAAUACUGGCAGCGCUGCGGCAUGAGAGCAAGCCAAGACUUCCAGUUGACAAGGGCAGUAUGAUGGAUGCCUACCUUCGCUCAUUGGAGAUGCAGCCAAAGUCACAGCUACGUAAUCAAAGUGAUGAUAGCCUGGACUUGUCAUUUCAAACAAAUGGGGAGGAUGGUUGGGAGUUUGAAGAAAUCACGCUGGAAAGGGGUGGAGCUGGCCUGGGUUUCAGCAUUGCUGGAGGCACAGAUAACCCUCACAUAGGCGAAGACCCCAGCAUCUACAUAACCAAGCUCAUAUCUGGCGGUGCUGCUGCAGCUGACGGAAGGCUACAAGUCAACGACAUCAUCCUUAGAGUCAAUGAUGUUGACCUCAUAGACGUCCCACAUUCCAUAGCUGUUGAAGCUCUCAAACGAGCAGGGAACUCCGUUCAUUUGCUGGUGAAGCGCCAGCGGUAUCCGGGACCCCAGGGUGCCAGCCAGCAGCAGCACACGCCACCGCAAGUGGUCGAGAUCGAAUUGAUCAAGGGCAACAAGGGCCUGGGCUUCAGCAUUGCCGGUGGCAUCGGCAACCAGCACGUGCCGGGUGACAAUGGCAUAUACGUCACCAAGGUCAUGGAGGGCGGUGCCGCACACCUUGAUCGGCGGCUUGAAGUUGGCGACAAACUGGUUGCUGUGGGUGACGUCAACCUGGAAAACGUCACCCACGAGGAAGCGGUGGCGACGCUGAAGAACACAGGCGACCACGUCAUCCUGACAGUGGUCAAGAGCCAGCCCUUUUCGUUCAUCAACCACUCCCUGCCCCCACCUCCCCCACCUCCAGUGCAGGAGACGCGCCUUGGAACACCCCCCCUGAACCUGUCCCUAGGGGAAUACCAUAGUGAUACGAACUUGAGCACCUCCAAAGCACCCAGUGAUGAAGACAUCCCAAGGGAACCCCGCAAGGUAGUUCUGGCCAAGGGCCCCACAGGGCUGGGCUUCAACAUCGUCGGCGGCGAGGAUGGCGAGGGCAUCUUCAUCUCCUUCAUCCUGGCUGGAGCACCCGCCGACGCAAGCGGGGAGCUGCGGCGCGGAGACCAGAUACUCUCCGUGAACGGCGUAGACCUUCGGCACGCGACGCACGAGCAGGCGGCGGCUGCCCUCAAGGGGGCCGGUCACACGGUCACCAUGGUGGUUCAGUACAGGCCCGAUGAGUACAACAGAUUUGAAGCCAAAAUCCACGACCUGAGGGAGCAGAUGCUGAACACAACGGGCAGCCUAAGGACUUCUCAGAAGCGGUCGCUUUACGUCAGAGCCCUCUUCGACUACGAGCCAUCUCGCGACAGUGGGCUCCCCAGCCGAGGUCUGCCGUUCCGUUUCGGUGACAUCUUGCACGUCAUCAACGCAAGCGACGACGAGUGGUGGCAAGCGCGAAAGAUUCUCCCUGAUGGCCAUGAAGACUUCAUCGGCAUCAUUCCCCAGCAAACCAGAGUGGAGAGGAGAGAACGUGCAAGGCUUAAAUCAGUCAAGUUUCAAGGAAAGAGCAGCUAUAGCGAUGGCAAGGGCACGCUAGAAAGGAAAAAGAAGAAUUUCUCAUUUUCAAGAAAGUUCCCCUUCAUGAAAAGCAAAGACAACAGCACGGAAGAUGGAAGUGAUGUUGAAAGGGACGGGUCUCCAACCAAAGACACAGCAAACACAUCCUACGCAAGUGAUAGCGAGGCGAGCAGCACAAGAGGAAUCGAUGAGCCUGUUCUUUCUUACGAGGCAGUGGUACAACAAGAAAUUACUUACACGCGACCCAUAAUUAUCCUGGGACCUCUAAAAGACAGGAUCAACGAUGACUUGAUAUCAGAGUACCCCGAAAAAUUCGGCUCUUGCGUUCCACACACGACCCGACCAAAGCGAGACUACGAAGUGGAUGGACGUGAUUACCACUUUGUGGCCUCAAGGGAACAGAUGGAACGUGAUAUCCAGAACCACCUCUUUAUCGAGGCUGGCCAAUACAAUGACAACCUCUACGGCACCAGCGUUGCCUCUGUUCGGGAAGUGGCCGAGAAGGGAAAACAUUGCAUUCUAGACGUAAGUGGCAAUGCAAUCAAAAGGCUUCAAGUGGCUGGCCUUGAACCCAUCGCCAUCUUCAUCAAGCCAAAGUCAGUCGAGUCAAUAAUGGAAAUGAACAAAAGGAUAACAGAGGAACAGGCACGAAAAACUUUUGAGCGAGCAGCAAAGCUUGAGCAGGAAUUUGCUGAAUACUUCACAGCUAUAAUUCAAGGGGACACGCCGGAGGAGAUAUACAAGAAGGUCAAGCACGUGAUCGACCUUAACGGAGGAUCGUCAGCCUGGGUAGCGGCGAAAGAAAAGCUGUGAGAAUGCAGCAGCCUUUUUCGGACGAUGCCCUAAGCACGGGCGAAGGGGAACUUCUUUUAUUUUCCCGUUAAUUUCUCUUGUUCGUGGAAAAAGUGGCUUUCAUGAGGGAAGAAACAAAAAAAUUCGACCCGUGGAUCCUCCAUCGGAGAAUGUGGAGAAGAGAGAGGUUUUAUGCACAUGAGCCAGAUGCAGGAGGCAUUUUUCUUUUUCCAAUCGACCGAGAGCGUUCACCAUGAAUGACAGUGGUGUGUGAAUGUGCGCGCGUGUGCAGCAAGAACACUGACGCUGGGUGGGGGUGGUGUUGCGCGACACACCGAGUGAGCCGUCACCCACUGCAAAGUCACCAUGGCACAGAGAGAAGAGCCGUGACUGCAGCUCUGAGUCUCUCUUCGUUUCUUUUUUACUUUUUGGUGCAUCCUUUUGUAUUAUAAUGUCACUCUCUUGUCUGCCAGGCACUCUCUUCCCUCUUGUCCUGUAUAACCCGUAAUGUGUAAUCCUUUGCCUGCCUUCGUUUCCAUGCCCACUUCUUGCAGGACAGUGAAAGGGCCUGAACAGCUGUGAAUGGGCCAGUCCGUACUAUUGCUAGGUUCUUCCCCAUAUAGCCAACAGUGCAAAAAGGCAAUGCAAUGCAGCAGAACUGUCGUGUUUCGAGGUAGAGGCUAGGGUCAUAUUUCUACAGCUUCAGUUACAAUGCAAGACACUGUCUGAAUCUUUACAAAGCAGGAUCCUAGCAGCUCCUUGUGUUGGGCAUGGUGUGGGAGGAAUCUAGCAUGUAAAUUACAGAAAGGACCCAUGACGUAAACAUACAGUUUUGCCUCUGUUCAGGCAAAACUAUAAAACAAACAUAGAGGUUGUCAUAAAACAGUACGAGCUUACAAAACCCCAGGUCCUCUCAGCAUACAAGAGAUUACUGUCAUGCCUUUCCUAGUGGCUGGUGGCGACAUUCUGGAAGGUGUUGAUGAUCUUUGCAUUCUAUUUUUAUUGAGUGCUUUUGGCAGCUGGAAUGUCAGGCACACACUUUCUUGUCCUAGAGGAAAGCCAUGACAGAGGUGUAGUAUUGCUGAAACUUUCCUUUGCAUAUUCGGCAGAGGGCCUCAAGCGAAUUAGGCUAAACACCUAUACAUACAGAUGUCUGUAGCAGAAGAGGGCAGGCAGUACCCUUCAAGAGUUCUUUUUGUUGUUGUUGUUUCUACAUAGAUUUCUUUUUAAUUCAUUCUUUCUGGUGCCGCUGCUGAAAACAAGCAUCCUUUGCACAGUUGUUUCACUUUCAUGUUUGACAUUUUCCAACUCUACUGUUACUCUGCUACCACAUUUGUAGUUCGUCAGUGCACGGUCUGGAAGGAGGCGUGUUGCGUUGACGGCGCAGAGAUGUCAUGCGAGGCAUUGCUUCAAGCACUGCAUGGGUUGCAACACAAUGUACAUAGACUUUACGAAUGGAUGCGUGAAGUAUACAAACACCUGCCCCACACCCUUGAACGCAAGAAGAAGGCGUUUGCAAACAUGACUCACCAAGGGGAGGGUUAUUGCAUCGUUGUGCCAUUCGAUUGCUACAUUCGGCUUGUUUUAGCUUUCUAAAUUGUUCGUUUCUCGUAUGCCUCUUAUACAGCGCUUUGCUUUCGAAGGGACCAUUCAAAGAGUAUGGUAGUAGACCUCCGUACAUUUUGGCAAGCACAGAAAAUAAUAAAGUGUUCAUUGUUCACCCUUGUAGGGAAAGCUUUCUUAAUGCUGAGGCUGUCAAAUCGGGCUCUUUUCAGCACCUCAAGUUUGGAGAACUAGUUUGUAUAGAAAGUACAAAUGUUGCAUAUCAGAGGUUGUCAGGGAAAACAGGUUGAAUAUUUCAAGUUGCUCCAAUUUGCCUACCAUGGUCAAAGGCUAUGAUUUGUGAAUGAGCCUAAGCGUGGAAGCUUGGUGGGUUGCUUUGUACUGCACACGGCACAUUUUUGUUAGGCCAGACUAACGUUGACCAUUGUGUUGUGAAAUCGCUCUUGAGCUCAGCAGUUUUGCAAAAGCGAGCUUGUACUUCCAAACACAUUGUCACCUGCUUUUGUGUAGAUCCCCCAAGAUUUGUCUAGAUCAAUGUAUUCAAGUUUUGAAAGUGUGCGAACAACUCUUUAUUUUUGUUUAACACGCACUGAGGCCACAUUUGGCUUGCCUACUUUUUGAAUGGUCCUUGAGGAAAUGUAAGGGCAAAAAAAAAGGCUGCCAGAACAUGUUAGGUACUUCAAGGCACUUUGUUCGGCUGGGUGCGUCAUGGUAGUUCCUUAGGCCACUGCAGCCAAAGUAAUCCGUAAAUGAACUUACACUGGCAGCAGCCAAUACCGAACUUUGCAAACUGCAGUUUCGUUAGUGCAGCUGCCAUAGGAAGUGAAGUGUAAAUGUGUGUCAUGACAAGACUGAUUCUUUGCUGUUGCUGUUAUCACCCUUGUCUGCCUUGAACGUCUAAAGUAGAAGAAGCAUGCUUUGUUUCAUUAAGCUGCUUGACGCGACUUGUUCAGUUUAAAGCUGUGAAUGCGCAAAAGAAAGCGGUAACUGUGCGCUUAGCUCAAACCGUGGCACAGGAGCCACAGUAGUCGCCGCUCCUUGCAAACUGGAGGUCAACUGUAUCAUCAUCUGAUGACAAGAACCCAUGUACAGAGAGAGAGGGGCCCGAAGUAUUUUAACCCCACUGUAGCAGAAAUCUCGUCCCCCCUUCCCUUUCAUUCCCUUUAGUAAAUUAUUUGCAUAACUCACGUUCCGUUGCACAAGUUCGUACAUAGGUAAUAUCUAGGCUGUGAAUUCAUUGCUUUUAUUCUUUACAAUUUCUAGCAACUAUGCUAAUGCUUGAUGUGCCUACACCACUUAAUUACAUGGCUGAAAGAAGAAAAAAAAACCUCCCAAAGUCUGCAGCAUACUUGCUUCUGCAAUUGUUACUUGAAAGCUCGCGUUGUUUCUUGUGGGGCAAGCAUGCUAACAUCCUGCGUGCUGUUGAUCAUGGUACGAAUGCGUAGUCUGGAUGCUGUAACAUACAGUACAAGGAGUAUCACACACUUGCGGAUAGACGCACCUUCGAUUCCCCUUUUUUUUUUAGUAUGAGCACAUGGCGAUGCACAUGAAACUUGUAAUAAUGUACACACACACACCACACACACACAUCCGCACAUGCUUCAUGCGCGAUAAGAGAAGUACUAAUGUCUUGGCUUGUGUUCUUAAGGUGCUAGUUUGUUUUGUGCUAUACUACAUGGCAUCGCCACCGAAAUGUUUUUUCAUUGUUGCCUCCACGUUCCCUCCCUCUCCUCUGUUGGCGAGGUGUUGACAAGUUCCCAGCUGUAGACUAAAUUCCCAGCGAGGACUUUGUGAUAUAUAUAGCGUUUUGUGUUUAUUCAUCCACUGGCUUCCCCAUUCCCAUUUGUGUAUUACUAACAAGCACAUUUGCUUUGCUGCUAGACAAGGUUGUUUUUAUCAUCAAUGCACUGUGAAUUGUGAUUGUAUGUUAAUUAUGCAGACAUCUUUUUAAGUUUUAUUGAGGAGGGUUACACCUGCAGUAUUACAUCAUUGCUCCUUUGUUUUACUUUUGGCAAUAUGUUGAAGUCUUGCAGAACCCCCAAAAAUGGAAAAAAAAAAAAAAAUGAAACUGAGAUCUGACUGAGGAUUAUACAGACAGAUAUAUAUAUUGUAUGUACAUGUAUACAGGUAUACAUACAAAUAAAUUUAUGAGGAAAAGA
Messenger RNA from Rhipicephalus sanguineus (brown dog tick), 7115 nucleotides. Its product is annotated as discs large homolog 1-like protein. Gene Ontology annotation, biological process: chemical synaptic transmission. Gene Ontology annotation, cellular component: postsynaptic density membrane; neuron projection; neuromuscular junction. Gene Ontology annotation, molecular function: protein binding. The record is from RefSeq and is a predicted model, not a curated record. Lineage: Eukaryota; Metazoa; Arthropoda; Arachnida; Ixodida; Ixodidae.